Symbiodinium sp. CCMP2592 is the source of this 3873-nucleotide messenger RNA. The record is from the annotation of a GenBank genome assembly. NCBI's taxonomy places the organism in Eukaryota, Dinophyceae, Suessiales, Symbiodiniaceae.
AUGGCUACGGCUCAAGCUGUUGUGCUCGAGGCGUGGCCAGCUCCGUUCGUUCUAGUGCCCCAGCUCCUUCCUCUGCUUGUGCCUUUGGCGCUCGAGACUCCCCUGGGGAUCUCCGUGGAGUCGAACCAGCACUCCCUCUUUUACCUGAUCCUGCGGAUCUUCCUCGCUGGUCAGUUACGGUGUUGGUUCUUGCAGCCCAAGGUGACCGUUCAGAAAAACAGCGAGAAGGAGAGAGUGAAAUUCUACCUGCUCCCCUCUCUGGGGUGUCUUGGUCUUGACUGGCAGUGGGAGGACUGUGAACUUUGGAUCGUCGAGAAUGAUGAAGAUGGAGUCGAGCGUGUUGGCUCUCCCACCGAACUUGCCGAGGAUGAGAUCUCUGAGAAUGAAGGGGAGGAUGCUGAGAUGCCUGCGAAGCUGGAAAAGAGAAAGAGGGCUGUGGCGUCGUCGUCUAGAUGCGAUCCCCGUGUUCGUCCUGUUCCCGACUCUGAUGACGAGGAUAGUCCCUCUAAGCGGCCCUCUCUCUCCGAGGAGAAACCUCUCACUGCUCGAGAAAUCCGUGAAUUACUUCUCGGGCAUGUCUGUGAGAUGAGGACGGCAUGGGAUUCGUUCAAAGGGCGUCUUGACUGUGUGGAAAAGGAACAACAGAAAAGUAGCUUUGAGAUCUCGAACCUUCAGACCCGGACUAGAGUUCUCGAGAAGGACCACGGGCAACAUAAGCAAAGCCUUCAGCAGCAUUCCAAAGUCCUCGAUGAGCUCACCUCAGAUGUCAAGAAGAUGCAGGUCAAAAUUGAUGAACUUGCCUCCCGUCCGGCUCCAAGUGAUGUCCCUCCAGGUGCUAGUGUUGGGCCUGUUCCUCUCGGGGGUGAUCCAUGGAGCGAGUACCUGCAGAAUCGGAAAAUGCCUGGACCCACAGGGGGUGAUCAAAGGGAUGCAACUCGCCAGCAGGGGGGAAAUUCGUCAGAUGACAGAGGUGACUUCCUUUCAGAUGAAGACAAACGAACGCUUGUCAUUGGAGGGUGGCUUCAAGAUACCAAGCGCUCCAUCAUCGAAGAAGAGGCAGGGGUGAUUCUGAUGAUGCCCGAAGCAAAGGAUCUCAUUGACAGUGAUAAGCUUCAAAUUUUUGGGCCUCGGCGUUCGGUUGGUCUUCUCCGGUUUAAGCUCCGCGAGGGUGAAUCCUUUCAAACUUUGAAGGGACGCAUGUGGGAGUUCAUCCGACUUCUUGGUCGAGUCAAACACUCCCUGCCAAGCACGGCGGCAUCCGGUGAGCCCAAGACUCUUUGGGCAUCAUUCGUCAAGAGCAAGAACGCUCGCCUUCGAAGCGCCCACGUCAGCAUGAUCAGAAGAGUGGCUAUUGUGCUGGCGAAAGACAAUCAGGAGCAGAACCAAGGGGUGAAUGACCAGAUGAGUUCCUACGAUUGUGAUUGGAACAUGGGAACCAUCUGGUGUGGGAGUGAGAAGCUCGGCGGCUGGGUGAAUAUCUCCGCUGUGGCCAGAAUUGCUGGGUGCUCUACGGAUGACUCCAAGAGUGCCUUUGAACGGGAGCUGAAAGUGGGGUGCCUUCGGCUCGUCCGUGUGCAACAUGCAGAUGGGGAAGAUCGUGUACCUGGAAUCUGGGCGGACAAAAUGUUAAUCUCCUGGACGUUGCUUGAGAUUGCACGUGAUACUGGUGGGUGGAGUUCUUUUGACACUGAUGAGUUUCACUGGGUGACUUUUCGGGAUCCUCGUCAAUGGAGGGGAACUGGGAUUGGUAUCGCCUUGGACAAGUUUGAUUCCAUCACAUGGAAGGUUGCGACUGAGCGCGGCAUUUGGGCGGUUGCGAGGAUCCGGGGCCUUGGUCGGGUGGUCUUGGGAAGUGUUCAUUGUCACACCGGAGUGACGACGGCUGUCUAUCAGGCGGCUGCACAAGAAUUUGCACGUCAUUGUCCUCGUCGUUUUCGGCAUCUCCCAGUCCUCUGUGGUGCAGAUGCCAACGAAGUCCCUCACUGGGAGCCUGAUGAGAAUGGGACUCUCUCUAUUGGGAUGAACUCUAACAACCUUGAGGCCUUGUUGCAUGAGAUGCUUCAGCAUGGAGUUCGACCGGUGGCACCUAGGCCUUCUGAUCAACACACUCCCUCCCACUUCCCUCGAGAUUCUACAAGGAGGGGUCGACAGAUCGACAUGAUUUUUUCGAGGCUUCUUCAUGUCUGUCCUCUCUGCAUCGAACCCGAACGUAGACACACCAUUGGCUCUGAUCAUGCCAUUGUCAUGGGUGACAUCAUGGUUGCUGGUGGCCCUUCCAAGGUUGUCUGGGGAAAUGACUCAAGACCACGAUGGGUUGUUAGUGAUCUCCCAGAUAUUGAGAUUGUGGAUGAAGAUGAUCUCAUUGCAUUGGCAAAACAGUGCACUCGACCCCGAGCUUCGCAACAAUAUAGGGACGACGAUGAAGUGAAAGGUGCCAUCUGUGCGGCACGUGCUUCGGGGUGUGCCAGAGAGUGGAAACGUGUGCAUAAGCUCCGUCGUGCUCACAAACGUUCCUGGGUUCAGGCGAGAUUCUCCAAAAUCCUCAAUGGUGACUGGGAUCAAUAUCGUCAGCUUCAGAAUGAACGUAAACGUCAACGUGGAUGGUGGGGGAACAUGCUUGCUGAGAAUAGCUCUGUCGAUCUUGCCAAGGAGAUCACUAGCCAUCUUGAAAGCAAGAUGACUUGCAGUAGCAGGACUGCCGAUGAAUGGGAAGCUCAACUCGCUUGUCUCAUACGAGAUGCUGCCGAGGAUGACAAGUUCGUUCCGUUCACCCUGCUGGAUUUGCGGGUUGAGUUACAAGAGAUGAAGUGUCGCAGCGCAGUCGGGCCCGAUGGCAUUGGGGUGCAUCUCCUCCGGGAAUGUGUUGACCAUGAUGUAGUUGGGCCGAACCUGUUGAGCCUAGUCAACCACAUCGUCAAGACAAGAGAACUGCCCAGCAGUUGGGAGCGAAGCUUUCUUGCUCUCCUCGCGAAAUGUCGCCUCCCUGCCCAACCAUCCGACCUGCGACCGAUUUGUGUUUCCUCUGCCUUUCACAAGCUCGUUAACCGCUUGGUCUGUGCCAGGACGCUCCCAUUGAUGAGACAAGGGUCCAAGAUCAGUUGCUGUGGUAAAGGUCGCCAAGCCGCCGAUCUUAUUGGCUGUCUUUCGCGACUUCGUGAUGUCACGAAGGAAUGGUGCCAGCCACUUAUCUUGUGCAAGCUCGAUGUCGCUGGUGCUUUUGAUAAAGUUGAUAGAGCGAAAGUUGCGGAGCUACUUCGGUCUCGACUCCGGCACAAAGGGGUGAGUUGUGAGCUACGAUAUCUUCUUGCUCAACUUGCUGUUCAUGAAAUAGUUGGCAAUGCACCUGGAGGAAAACAGGUUCGCCUUCGUCCUGAUAAUGGUAUCAAACAGGGGGCACCUGAGAGCGCUGAGCUGCCUGGAUUGGUCGUCGACUCCCUCCUCUCCGAACUUGUGCUCUGCAAGCGUUGGGGUGACCUUGGCCCUCCUCUUGCCGACGUCGAUAUUGACCUUCUGUUCUAUCAGGAUGACAUCUUCAUCGUCGAGACCAACUUUGGCCGUCUUUGCAGAAGGAUUGGGGUAGUUGAUCGUUGUCUUCAGCAAGCCGGGCUCACAUUAGCCAAGGAGAAGACGAAGAUCGUUGCCAACGAACACUACACUGGUCCGCGUCGUGCAAGUGUUGGGGAUGAUAUCUUUUCCAUUGCCUCUGAGGGUGAAUCGCUCAAAGUUUUAGGCAUCUCGUUUUCGUUGUCGCGGGACGCCUCGGAGCAAGCGAAGGAACUGAUUGGGAGGACACGUGAUGCUGCAGCCUCCCAUAAAGAACUUCUCUGUGCUCCUGGUGCAUGGCUCCACAAGGAACACUUUCUGGUGGCGUGA